Cataglyphis hispanica is the source of this 2712-nucleotide messenger RNA. It is a transcript of the gene Elp2, whose product is annotated as elongator complex protein 2. Gene Ontology annotation, molecular function: protein binding. The transcript has 2 exons. Gene Ontology annotation, biological process: tRNA wobble uridine modification. Gene Ontology annotation, cellular component: elongator holoenzyme complex. The record is from RefSeq and is a predicted model, not a curated record. The coding region runs from base 250 to 2574 and encodes 774 amino acids. NCBI's taxonomy places the organism in Eukaryota, Metazoa, Arthropoda, Insecta, Hymenoptera, Formicidae.
AUAUAUAUACGUGAUUGAAGCGAAGUAGCGUCUGCUAGCACUUGCGUUCUAACGCAUGCGCGAGAUUCGUCUCAAUUCACAACGCUAGAGUGCGCUCGGGAAGACGAUAUUAGCGCUAAUAGCGUCGUUCUAUCUUUGUUAUUUGUUGAAUGUUGAACAAGGACGAGUUAUUCAUAGCGCUAAAAACGUCCCCCGCCAACGCAGCCCUAGUCCGAGAGUCCGAGCACGUGCGCUCAUGACAUUUGGAUUAUGACGAUGCGUUACGUCUCCUGUUCGUGCAACCGCGUGCCACAUUGCGCCGAUUGGGGUAGCAACGGCCUCGUCUGCUUCGGAACGUGCAAUGCGAUCGCGAUAUAUGAACCAUGCAUGCACAUCGGUCACGUCACACACACGUUGCAUCGGCAUCGUGACCGCGUCAACACGGUGCACUGGAUAAGGCCGGGAAACGGGACACCGGAGAAGGAAUUUCUGUCCGGCUCUGUGGACGGUACCGCGAUCAUCUGGAGCGAGGAUCGUCGAGAUGGCUUUCGAGUUACUUCGAUGUUGGAUGUGGGAGAUGUCGUAACUUUUGCUGACUCCCUCCAAUUAUCUGACGUUUCCUUGUCCAUCGCUUUCCCGAAACUGUUGAUAUGCACGGGUUCUAUCAACGGCGAGUUAAAAUUAUGGUUGAGAAAGGGAAAUGCCGACAUUGAAGUUAUUCAAAUUAUUUCCUAUGGAAGGAAAUUACCAGUACAUUGUCGCCUGAUGUACUUGCCAAACGCUAAAUGUCCUCUCUUGGCUGUAGCAUUGGAGGAUGCUUCCAUUCUGUUAUACACCAAAGACUCUGAUGUAUCAGAAUCGAAUUUUGUAAGAAUCCAGAGUUUACUUGGGCAUGAAGAUUGGGUAAGAUGUAUCGAUUUUCAUCACGAUGGUGAAGGAAAUCUUUUUCUUGCGACAGGAUCGCAAGAUAAUAUGAUACGACUAUGGAAAAUUACCGAGACUGUCACAGAAUCGUCGACUGAUGAACUUGAACAAAAAAAAGAUAUCUUUAUAAUAAAUGAUAAAGAAUAUAAUAUUACUCUAGAAUCUAUUCUUUCUGGUCAUGAAGGUUGGGUUUAUGGAGUGCACUGGCAGUCUAUAAAAGUAAACAAUCACCAAACAAUGAAAUUACUAUCCUCCUCGCUUGACAAGUCUAUGAUUAUAUGGGAACUGGACGAAUCCAGUGGAAUUUGGACAGAGAAAAUACGUGUCGGAGAAGUUGGUGGCAAUUCCCUGGGUUUCUAUGGUUGUAAAUUUGGUCCAGAUGGAUUACAUAUAUUGGCACAUGGUUAUCAAGGUUCUUUUCACAUCUGGAAAUAUUCCCAAGAAAUUUCAAAUUGGAUUCCACGAUCUACACCCAGUGGCCAUUUUGCCGAAGUAGUUGACUUAUGCUGGGAACCAAAAGGAAGAUUCCUCAUCACAGCCAGCACAGAUCAAACUACAAAGGUUCAUGCACCAUGGAAGGAUGAUCUCAAAGAAUUAUGGCACGAGAUUGCACGUCCUCAGAUACAUGGAUAUGAUAUGACAUGUUUAGUUAUGUUAGCACCAUAUAUGUAUGCUUCUGGCGCAGAAGAAAAAGUAGUGCGCAUUUUCGCAGCUACAUCAGCAUUUAAAAAACGCUUGAGACCGCUAGCGAAUGUCGAAGAUUUCAAAUCUACAGCGGCCCAUGGUGCUACUGUACCUUCUCUUGGAUUAACGAAUAAAGCAACAUUUGACGAAAAAAAUGGUCAAUGCGAAAAUGGUCAAAAUGAAGAAGAUCCAAUAACGAAGAAUGUAUAUGAACCACCUACAGAAGAGGAACUAGCACAAAAUACACUUUGGCCAGAGUUGCAAAAGCUUUAUGGACAUGGUUAUGAAAUAUUCUGCAUGGCAGCGAGACACGACGGACAAUUACUUGCUACAGCAUGCAGAUCAACUUCUAUAGAACACUCUGCAAUUAUAUUAUGGAGUACCGAUUCAUGGUCGCAAGUUCAAAAAUUAUUUUCUCAUCAAUUAACAGUAACACAAAUGGAGUUCUCUCCGAAUGACAGAUAUUUACUGUCUGUCUCUAGAGAUCGAAGAUGGUCGCUGUUCAAAAAUGAAGGCGAAAGUUACACGUUAAUCGCAGUUAGUUCGAAGAAAAACAGUCCGCAUUCGCGAAUAAUUUGGUGCUGUGCUUGGACGAGCGAUUCGAGUUAUUUUGUGACUGGUUCCAGAGAUGGAAAAAUCGGUGUGUGGUUCGCGAUGGAGGACACAACUGAAGAUGUUAUACCAGAAAUGAUUCUAGAUACACAAAAUCAAUCAGUUACAGCACUUUGCUUUGCGCCAAGCAGUAUAGAAGGAUCUUAUGUUUUGGCUAUUGGAUAUGAAACAGGAUACAUAGAAAUUCGAAAAAUCACUAUUACUUUGGAGAAGACAUGGUUGGAAUUGUUGAAAUAUGAUACUUCUCAGGCUCAUCAUUUAACUGUAAAGAAACUUAUGUUUCGACCUAAUAAUGAACAUUCAUGCAAUACAUUGCAAUUAGCAAGUUGUAGUUCCGAUCAUUCAGUUAAGAUAUAUGAUAUAAAUCUAUCAUAAUGUUAAAGACAUAAUUUUUACAACGUGCAAAUAAAUUUCUACUUCAAUAUUGUGUUUUAUAAAAUGUUCUUGUAUAAAAUUGUACACAAUCUUAUACAAAUCUAUGGUUGAAAUCUAUAAAUAUCUACAAAAUUCUAA